CGAAUAAACACGUGAUUCGAUGUCAAUCACCCAAAUUGAUUGUUGAUCAUUAAAUCAAAAACAUUCAUUUCAUUGCCGUUUCAUUGCCGCAGCAAUGAGUAAUAACGAUCCUAUGAACGUUGAUUAUAUUCCAUUGUCAUCCGCAAAUAAUCCAUCAUCAUCGAAUAAACGAUCAUCAAAAGAACGUCAAAAAUCGAUAAGAAAUCAAAAUGCAUUUCAUGAUGAGAAAUUGUAUUCGCGAAUCUAUAAGAUAUUGGAAACGGAAACAAUCACCGACAUUGAAUCAAUUAUAGCCAAUCUUCAACGUACAUAUCCGGAAUAUGGACGUAAAAAACGUCUAGUAUUGAAACGUUCCGUACAGAAAUGUAUCGACACAAUUGUUAAUGAUUUUGAUCUCGAAGAUGUGAGUGAUAAUGAUGAUUUUCUGGAUGAUGAACAGCCACAACCGAUACAAAGUGAUAACACAAAUCAUGUGAACAAUACUCUGAAUCAAUUGUACAAUAAUGGUGGGGCUAAAAAUUGCGAUGAAAAGAAACGUACGAAUGUCAAUGUUCAACCUGCACUUGCACUAACACCAAUUUCAUCAACAAGUUUGUCUAUCAAACGAUCUCGAACGAUGGAAGAAAGAAUCGAACGUGACAUAGAGGCAACAUUAGUCAAACAGGCUGCUUUACGACACAAAUAUCUUGUUGAACCUAAAGUCCGUUUCGAAGAUUUUGGCGGUCUCGAUGAUGUUGUCGAUGACAUUCGAAGACUAGUAUUUCAUAUUCAUAAUCAUGAUUUGUAUCUAAAAUUAGGUGUGGAUGCACCACGUGGAUUUUUGCUGCAUGGACCACCAGGUGUUGGUAAAUCGUUGCUGGUCGAAGCAUUGGCUAAUGAUCUACAGAUUGCCUAUCUCCGUUGUGGUGCUACAGAAAUUGUUGCCGGCAUUUCCGGCGAAUCGGAAGAGAAAAUCCGACAGCUGUUUGCGUUGGCCAAAGAAAUGAAACCUUGUUUGUUGUUUAUCGAUGAAAUCGAUGCCAUCACGCCAAAACGUGAGAACGCUGCACGUGAAAUGGAACGUCGAAUCGUUACACAAAUGAUCACCUGUAUGGAUGAAUUAUCGGCUAGUGAUGGAUCAGGUCAUGGAGUUAUGGUCAUCGGUGCAACGAAUCGUCCAGAUUCAUUGGAUCCAGCACUUCGUCGUGCCGGACGAUUUGAUCGUGAAAUCGCGCUAGGCAUACCUGAUGAAAAAUCCAGGCUUGAAAUCAUACGUGUUUUAUUCCGUAACAUUAAAGUGGAUUCGAAUUUUGAUUUCGAAAGCCUUGCCCAUCGAACACCCGGAUAUGUUGGUGCCGACCUAAAAAGCUUGAUACGUGAAGCUGCCAUUUUGGCAUUAGAACGAUUCAUGAACAAUCCAUCAACAUCAUCAUCGGAGGUGAAGAUCGAAGAAAUUGAUGAAACAAAUUUCCACAUUGAAAUGUGUGAUUUUGAUGGUGCAUUAAAACGUAUACAGCCAUCCUCGAAACGUGAAGGUUUUGCCACUGUUCCUGAUGUUACCUGGGAUGAUGUCGGUGCAUUAUCCACCAUUCGUCAAGAGCUACAAUUGUCCAUUCUGGCUCCUGUUCGUUUUGCACGUGAUGUCGAAAAACUCGGCCUUUCAUUAUCGGUCGGCAUUCUGUUAUGUGGUCCACCAGGUUGUGGCAAAACAUUGCUAGCCAAAGCUAUUGCCAAUGAAUCGGGCAUCAAUUUCAUCUCUGUAAAAGGUCCCGAAUUGUUGAAUAUGUACGUAGGUGAAUCGGAACGUGCCGUGCGUGCUGUUUUUAAUCGUGCUCGCAGUUCAAAACCAUGUGUCAUUUUUUUCGAUGAAAUCGAUGCUCUAUGCCCACGAAGAACGGAUUCAUCUGAUUCAUCGAACGUGACAUCACGUGUUGUCAAUCAAUUGUUGACCGAAAUGGAUGGCCUAGAAUCUCGUGACUGUUUUCUAUUGGCCGCUACUAAUCGUCCGGAUAUUCUUGAUCCAGCCAUUCUACGUCCAGGCCGGUUUGAUAAAAUUCUUCAUGUUGGAUUUCCAAUGGCUAAAGAUCGAUAUGAAAUUUUAUUGACAUUAACAAAGAAAGGAACAAAGCCCCCAAUUUCAUCAGACGUUAAUCUGCAACAAUUGGCCACUGAUCCAAGAUUGGAUGGCUUUACCGGUGCUGAUCUAUCGUCGUUGGUUCGUGAAGCUAGCCUUAAUGCAUUACGACAGAAAAUUGAUGGAAUUUUACCACCAGAUAAAGAUGUCAUAUUGAAUUUCAAACAUUUCGAUGCAGCAUUGAACAAGGUUCGCCCAUCAGUAUCGAUUGUUGAUCGACAACGUUAUAAUCAAAUGCAAUCAUUAUUUUCAACAACAAUAACACCAUUGAAUGCAUAAAUUUCACUUUUUAAUCAAUCAAUUAAAACAUUCUAUUUAAUUAUUA
Molecule: messenger RNA, 2438 nt
Organism: Dermatophagoides farinae (American house dust mite)
Lineage: Eukaryota; Metazoa; Arthropoda; Arachnida; Sarcoptiformes; Pyroglyphidae
Gene: smid
Product: nuclear valosin-containing protein-like smid
Biological process (GO): ribosome biogenesis
Cellular component (GO): nucleus
Molecular function (GO): preribosome binding; ATP hydrolysis activity; RNA binding
Source: RefSeq, a predicted model, not a curated record